ACAAUUUGGGAACUGGUGGUGGAACAAUUUGAGGAUUUACUGGUGCGGAUCCUGCUGCUGGCCGCCUGCAUCUCCUUCGUGCUGGCGUGGUUUGAGGAGGGGGAGGAGACCAUCACGGCGUUCGUGGAGCCCUUCGUCAUCCUCCUCAUCCUCGUGGCCAACGCCGUGGUGGGCGUGUGGCAGGAGCGGAACGCGGAGAACGCCAUCGAGGCGCUGAAGGAGUACGAGCCGGAGAUGGGGAAGGUUUACCGCGCCGACCGCAAAGCCGUGCAGCGCAUCAAGGCGCGGGACCUCGUCCCCGGGGACAUCGCCGAGGUGGCCGUGGGAGACAAAGUCCCGGCCGACAUCCGCAUCAUCUCCAUCAAGUCGACGACGCUGCGGGUCGACCAGUCCAUCCUCACUGGGGAGUCGGUGUCGGUGAUCAAACACACGGAGCCCGUCCCCGACCCCCGCGCCGUCAACCAGGACAAGAAGAACAUGCUCUUCUCCGGCACCAACAUCGGCGCGGGCAAAGCGGUCGGCAUCGUGGUGGCCACGGGGGUCAACACGGAAAUCGGGAAGAUCCGCGACGAGAUGGCGGCCACCGAGCAGGACAAGACGCCGCUGCAGCAGAAGCUGGACGAGUUCGGGGAGCAGCUCUCCAAAGUCAUCUCCCUCAUCUGCGUCGCCGUCUGGCUCAUUAACAUCGGCCACUUUAACGACCCCGUCCACGGCGGCUCCUGGAUCCGCGGCGCCAUCUACUACUUCAAGAUCGCCGUCGCCUUGGCCGUCGCCGCCAUCCCCGAAGGGCUCCCGGCCGUCAUCACCACCUGCCUGGCGCUGGGCACCCGGCGCAUGGCCAAGAAGAACGCCAUCGUCAGGAGCCUGCCCUCGGUGGAGACCCUGGGCUGCACCUCCGUCAUCUGCUCCGACAAGACCGGCACCCUCACCACCAACCAGAUGUCCGUCUGCAAGAUGUUCGUCGUGGAGAAGGUGGAGGGCGACGUCUGCUCCCUCAACGAGUUCUCCAUCACCGGCUCCACCUACGCCCCCGAGGGAGACGUCCUGAAACAGGAGAAACACGUGAAAGCCGGGCAGUACGACGGGCUGGUGGAGCUGGCCACCAUCUGCGCCCUCUGCAACGAUUCCUCCCUCGACUACAACGAGGCCAAGGGCGUCUACGAGAAGGUGGGCGAGGCGACGGAGACGGCCCUCACCUGCUUGGUGGAGAAGAUGAACGUCUUCAACACCGACGUCCGCAGCCUCUCCAAGGUGGAGCGGGCCAACGCCUGCAAUUCCGUCAUCAAGCAGCUGAUGAAGAAGGAGUUCACCUUGGAGUUCUCCCGCGACCGCAAGUCCAUGUCCGUCUACUGCUCCCCGGCCAAAGCCUCGCGGGCCGCCGUGGGCAACAAGAUGUUCGUCAAGGGUGCCCCCGAGGGCGUCAUCGACCGCUGCAACUACGUCCGGGUGGGCACCACGCGGGUGCCCCUGACGCCGAUGGUCAAGGAGAAGAUCCUCACCAUCAUCAAGGAGUGGGGCACCGGCCGCGACACCCUACGCUGCCUGGCCUUGGCCACCCGCGACACCCCCCCCAAGAAGGAGGACAUGGUCCUGGAGGACUCCACCAAAUUCGCCGAGUACGAGACGGACUUGACCUUCGUGGGCUGCGUGGGGAUGCUGGACCCGCCCCGUAAAGAAGUGAUGGGUUCCAUCCACCUCUGCCGGGACGCCGGCAUCCGGGUCAUCAUGAUCACGGGCGACAACAAAGGGACGGCCAUCGCCAUCUGCCGCCGCAUCGGCAUCUUCGGCGAGGACGAGGAGGUGACGGGACGGGCGUACACGGGCCGGGAGUUCGACGACCUGCCCCCCGCCGAGCAGCGGGAAGCCUGCCGCCGCGCCUGCUGCUUCGCCCGCGUGGAGCCCACCCACAAGUCCAAGAUCGUGGAGUUCCUCCAGUCUUUCGACGAGAUCACCGCCAUGACGGGCGACGGGGUGAACGACGCGCCGGCGCUGAAGAAAGCCGAAAUCGGCAUCGCCAUGGGCUCGGGGACGGCGGUGGCCAAGACGGCGUCCGAGAUGGUCUUGGCCGACGACAACUUCUCCACCAUCGUGGCGGCGGUGGAAGAGGGCCGGGCCAUCUACAACAACAUGAAGCAGUUCAUCCGCUACCUCAUCUCCUCCAACGUCGGCGAGGUGGUCUGCAUCUUCCUGACGGCGGCGCUGGGUUUGCCGGAGGCCUUGAUCCCGGUCCAGCUCCUUUGGGUCAACCUGGUGACGGACGGGCUGCCGGCCACCGCCCUCGGCUUCAACCCCCCCGACCUGGACAUCAUGGACAAGCCCCCCCGCAGCCCCAAGGAGCCCCUCAUCAGCGGGUGGCUCUUCUUCCGCUACUUGGCCAUCGGGGGGUACGUGGGUGCCGCCACCGUGGGCGCGGCGGCGUGGUGGUUCCUCUACGCCGACGAUGGUCCCGGCGUCACCUACCACCAGCUGACCCACUUCAUGCAGUGCACGGAGCACAACGUGGAGUUCGAGGGCUUGGACUGCGAGAUCUUUGAGUCGCCGGUGCCCAUGACCAUGGCCCUCUCCGUCCUGGUCACCAUCGAGAUGUGCAACGCCCUCAACAGCCUCUCCGAGAACCAAUCCCUGCUCCGCAUGCCGCCGUGGGUCAACAUCUGGCUGGUGGGCUCCAUCUGCCUCUCCAUGUCCCUCCACUUCGUCAUCCUCUACGUCGACCCGCUGCCCAUGAUCUUCAAGCUGACGCCCCUGGACCUGCCGCACUGGUUCAUGGUGCUGAAGAUCUCCUUCCCCGUCAUCCUGCUGGACGAGGCCCUCAAGUUCGUCGCCAGGAACUACCUGGAGGCCGACGCCGAGGACACCCGGAAGAAGCGGAAGUGACCCCGGGGUCCCCCCCCCGCCUCCGGAGCUGCUCGGCCCCCCCCCACGGCGCCGUGGGGCACCCCAUAGC
Messenger RNA from Harpia harpyja (harpy eagle), 2944 nucleotides. Its product is annotated as sarcoplasmic/endoplasmic reticulum calcium ATPase 1-like. Lineage: Eukaryota; Metazoa; Chordata; Aves; Accipitriformes; Accipitridae. Gene Ontology annotation, biological process: intracellular calcium ion homeostasis; calcium ion transmembrane transport. Gene Ontology annotation, molecular function: P-type calcium transporter activity; ATP hydrolysis activity; ATP binding. The record is from RefSeq and is a predicted model, not a curated record. Gene Ontology annotation, cellular component: membrane.